CCGCAUGCAGCGUGUAUGCGUGUAUAGUAAAGAUAAAUAUAAAUCAUAUAGAUUAUUGAUAUAAUAAUGGAAGGUGCAGAAAAAAAGAUGGAUGAAAAGUAUCCUAUGAGAAUUGCAGAAAGACGAUUUAAAGGAAUUUUAAUGUGGCAAUGUGAAGCGGAGGAAUUUGAAACUAUGGAAACUAGAGCAGACGAUAUUUGGAUAUGUACCUUUCCUAGGUCAGGAACUACAAUGACUAUACAAUUAGUCUACUUGAUUCAAACAUUAGACUUUGAAACGGCAAACAACGUUCAACUAGAGGUUAGAGUUCCAUUCCUCGACUGCAAAGAUGACAGAUUUCCGUACUAUAAAGGAAAGAAGACAAUAGACGAAAUGAAAUCACCAAGGAUGAUAAAAUCACAUCUCCAUCAUUUUCUUCUACCUGAACAACUGCGAAAAGGCAAAGGGAGGAUAAUUUAUAUGUAUCGCAACCCGAAAGAUGCUGUUAUUUCACUAUUCAAAUUAUUCAAGUGGACACAUCAACUUGAUGAGGGAGACAAUAUGUUUGGUCGAUUCUUUGACAGCUUU
Messenger RNA from Ruditapes philippinarum (Manila clam), 567 nucleotides. Its product is annotated as amine sulfotransferase-like. Gene Ontology annotation, cellular component: cytoplasm. Gene Ontology annotation, molecular function: sulfotransferase activity. Gene Ontology annotation, biological process: sulfation. NCBI's taxonomy places the organism in Eukaryota, Metazoa, Mollusca, Bivalvia, Venerida, Veneridae. The record is from RefSeq and is a predicted model, not a curated record.